This is a messenger RNA of Saccharomycopsis crataegensis, 345 nucleotides long. It is a transcript of the gene SMD2, whose product is annotated as mRNA splicing protein SMD2. The transcript is spliced from 2 exons. NCBI's taxonomy places the organism in Eukaryota, Fungi, Ascomycota, Saccharomycetes, Ascoideales, Saccharomycopsidaceae. Gene Ontology annotation, molecular function: RNA binding. Gene Ontology annotation, cellular component: U1 snRNP; catalytic step 2 spliceosome; U5 snRNP. Gene Ontology annotation, biological process: spliceosomal snRNP assembly; RNA splicing. The coding region runs from base 1 to 345 and encodes 114 amino acids. The record is from RefSeq and is a predicted model, not a curated record.
AUGGCUGAACUAGUCAAUAUCACAAAAUCAGAAUUGACUGAUGAACAGUUACAGAGGUUGGAAGAAUACGAGAUCUCCAAUGGGCCUAUGUCGUUAUUGAAAUCUGCAGUUGAAACACACUCUCCAGUUAUAAUAUCGUUAAGAAACAACCAUAAACUCAUCGCCAGAAUUAAGGCGUUUGAUAGACACUCUAACAUGGUUUUGGAAAACGUGAAAGAAUUGUGGACCGAGACCCCAAGAAACUCGAAGGGUAAAAAGAUAAAGCCCGUUAAUAAGGAAAGAUUCGUCAGUAAGAUGUUUUUGAGAGGGGAUUCUGUGAUAGUUGUCUUUAAGGCUCCAGUGUGA